GUUGAAAAUGAUAUGUCAAUGACGUCUACUUGCUUGCUUUUGCUUGACGUUUUGCAGCGGGAAUGUAGAAAGAAAUCUCGUUUGUUGAUUAAAAAGUGAUUGUAAGUGUGCGAUACGCGGCCUUAUAAAUAAAAAUCUGCUAUUACAAUGCCGCCGAGUAGCUUGCGAGUGGUCUACGCGUUCGCCAGGGAAAUGCAUCCGAAAACGACCGACGUCUUUAUCGAGUAUGGCACGGCCGGAUUCCGCACAAAAGCCAGCCUGCUAGAGCAUGUGGUGUACCGCAUGGGUUUGCUCGCGGUCAUCCGCUCAAGGGUCAAAAAUGGUCGCACAAUAGGCAUGAUGAUCACAGCCUCCCACAAUCUGGAGCCUGACAAUGGAGUCAAACUCAUCGACCCUGAGGGUGAAAUGCUGGAACAGAGCUGGGAAGAGAUAGCCACGAGGCUCGCCAAUGUUAGUGAUAAUGACUUGGAAGCAACGACAGUGGAGGUGAUCAAACAGGUGAACGCCGAUAUGGGACUUAAGGCCAGCGUUUUCAUCGGCAUGGAUACCAGAUAUACAAGUCCGCGGUUAGCAGCGGCCGCAGUACACGGCGUGAUGGCACUAAAAGGCACCGCUAAAGAAUUUGGUAUUGUCACCACUCCCAUCCUACAUUACUGUGUCCGGUGCAGAAACGACAACACUUACGGCACUCCCACUGAAGAAGGUAGAAAAUACGGACCGUACUCUCUCGUGGGUACUCCAGGUGAGCGAGGUUACUACGAAAAAAUAGUAGGCGCUUUCAAGAACAUACGAGCGAAAUUACCCGUGCACGGUUCUUAUAACACUACUCUAUACGUGGACGGCGCAAACGGUGUUGGUGGGAAGAAACUUAACAUCAUCAAGAAGAGUCUGGACGGGGAAUUGGACCUGGUGCUGUAUAAUUUGGGGGGGAAUGGGGGGAAGUUGAAUUUGAAUUGCGGCGCCGACUUCGUGAAAGUAUCGCAGCAGCCCCCCGUCGGAGUUGAGCACGUGCCGUUCCAACGCGUUGCAUCAUUGGACGGCGACGGCGACCGCCUCGUCUACUACUACCUCGACGACAAUAAUAAAAUGCAUCUCUUGGACGGAGAUAAAAUCGCAACUCUGUUAGCGAGCUACGUGACAGAACUUCUCAAGGCGUGCGAAGCGACCGACUUGAAGCUCGGUCUUGUUCAGACCGCAUACGCCAACGGAGCGUCCACUAAAUACAUUACAGAAGAUCUGAAAGUACCAGUGUCAUGUGUGAAGACAGGUGUAAAGCAUCUCCACCACGCGGCGCAGUCAUAUGACAUCGGAGUGUAUUUCGAGGCCAACGGACACGGCACAGUUCUAUACAGCGAUAAGGCUAAGACUACGAUACGACGCAUCGCUCAAGAAGGGGAACCAGAACAGCGAAAAGCAGCUCAACUACUCCUAAACUUCAUUGACAUGACCAAUGAAACGGUCGGCGACGCCAUUUCUGACCUCUUCCUAGUAGAAACAGUCCUUUGCGCAAGGGGACAGAACGUCAAAGACUGGAUGGAGGCUUAUACGGACCUCCCGUGCCGGCAACUGAAGGUCACAGUGCAAGACCGCAACGCGAUAUCAACAGCGGACGCCGAGCGGCGCUGCACGGCACCCGAAGGGCUCCAGAGCCGGAUCGACGAACUAGUGGCUACCUACAAGAGUGGGAGGUGCUUCGUACGACCUUCUGGUACUGAGGACGUCGUCAGGGUAUAUGCUGAGGCUGAUACACAAGAGAACGCAGACAAAUUAGCGGCACAAGUAUCGCAGGCAGUUUUCGACUUAGCCGGCGGCGUGGGCGAUCGGCCACUCGCUUAAACUGACAAACAUACACUCCAUGCACGGCAGCUUCUACCCCAGGGCACAGAAUAUAUAAUAGUAGUACAGAAGGU
Messenger RNA from Cydia strobilella, 1910 nucleotides. It is a transcript of the gene nst, whose product is annotated as phosphoacetylglucosamine mutase. NCBI's taxonomy places the organism in Eukaryota, Metazoa, Arthropoda, Insecta, Lepidoptera, Tortricidae. Gene Ontology annotation, molecular function: phosphoacetylglucosamine mutase activity. Bases 148 to 1836 code for a protein of 562 amino acids. Gene Ontology annotation, biological process: UDP-N-acetylglucosamine biosynthetic process; carbohydrate metabolic process. The record is from RefSeq and is a predicted model, not a curated record. The transcript has 13 exons.